AUGGAGGAUCCCGCAGAGGUAGAGAUGCAAGAAAAUCCAGCAGGAAAUGGAGGAGGAAGAGGUGGUGGUGGUGGAGGAGAAGGAAGAGGAGGAGGAGGAAGAAGAGGAGAUGGUGGUGGUGGACAUGGAGGAGGAGGAAGAGGAAGAGGUGGUGGAGGAGGAGGAGGAGAAGGAAGAGGAGGAGGAGGAAGAAGAGGAGAUGGUGGUGGUGGACGUGGAGGAGGAGUAAGAGGAAGAGGUGGUGGUAGACGUGGAGGAGGAGUAAGAGGAAGAGGUGGUGGAGGAGGGCCGGGAGGAGGAGGUGGAGGUGGAGGAGGUAGAGGAGAAGAAGUAAGAAGAGUAGGAGGUGGUGGUGGAGAACACGAAGGAGAAACAGCGGUUCUUUUGAUUUUGUUUUUUUUUAUAGCUUUGAUGUUCGCUUUCACGCUCUUUUUGGGAAAAAAAAAAGCAGAUGAGCCGCCGAUGCCGCAGCCGCCAACACAGCCUCCAAUGCCCCCGCCGCCAGCGUGGGCUCCGUUGCCACCGCGGAAGCCUUGA
Molecule: messenger RNA, 537 nt
Organism: Vicia faba (fava bean)
Lineage: Eukaryota; Viridiplantae; Streptophyta; Magnoliopsida; Fabales; Fabaceae
Source: the annotation of a GenBank genome assembly